Messenger RNA from Papaver somniferum (opium poppy), 3116 nucleotides. Its product is annotated as transportin-1-like. Gene Ontology annotation, biological process: protein import into nucleus. Gene Ontology annotation, cellular component: cytoplasm; nucleus. Gene Ontology annotation, molecular function: nuclear import signal receptor activity; small GTPase binding. The record is from RefSeq and is a predicted model, not a curated record. Lineage: Eukaryota; Viridiplantae; Streptophyta; Magnoliopsida; Ranunculales; Papaveraceae. Bases 216 to 2912 code for a protein of 898 amino acids. The transcript has 29 exons.
UCUUCUCUUAAUUAUUCCAAAGUCUUUUACAUUGCUGGCUCGUCCUCUCCAUUCCUAGUCUCUGUGACUCUGUCUUUGUCCUGUCAGCAUACCUCCAUUCUUCAUCUUCUUCUUCUUCUCAAUUUCUUUCAUCUGAAAGAGACGCCCUAGAUUCUUUCUCCAACUUUUUAAGGGUUUUUUUUUCUUCUGAAUUGCAACUACUGUGAUCAGUGAAUAUGGCUAGUGUUUCACAAUCAUCAGGAGGAGGAGCUACUAUUAUGUGGCAACCACAAGAAGAAGGUCUUAGAGAGAUCUGUGGUUUACUUGAACAGCAAAUAUCUCCUAAUUCUGAUAAACCUCUUAUUUGGCAACAACUUCAACAUUUUUCUCAAUUUCCUGAUUUCAAUAACUAUCUUGCUUUCAUUAUUGCCCGUGCUCAGGGUACAUCUGUGGAAAUACGACAAGCAGCUGGUCUGCUCUUGAAGAAUAAUUUAAGAACCGCUUUCAAAUCCAUGUCUCCUUCAUUUCAGCAGUACAUAAAGUCAGAGAUGCUUCAUAGUCUGGGAGCAUCAGAUAGGCGCAUUAGGUCUACAGUGGGGACAGUUGUAAGUGUUGUCAUUCAGCAGGGGGGAAUUAUUGGCUGGCCGGAGCUUUUGCAAGCCCUUGUACAGUGCUUGGAUAGUAAUGACCUAAACCAUAUGGAGGGUGCUAUGGAUGCUUUAUCCAAGAUUUGCGAAGAUAUACCGCAGGAGCUUGAUUCAGAAAUACCUGGAAUAGCUGAACGCCCAAUUACCGUCUUCCUUCCUAGAUUAUACCAGUUUUUCCAGUCUCCACAUGGUACACUCAGGAAGCUUGCUUUGGGUUCUAUUAAUCAGUUCAUUAUGUUGAUGCCAACGGCUUUACUUCUAUCCAUGGAUCAAUAUCUCCAGGGUUUAUUUGGUCUUGCUCAGGAUCCUGCUGCAGACGUCCGAAAAUUGGUUUGUUCAGCAUUGGUUCAGCUAGUCGAAGUUCGUCCUUCUUUCUUGGAGCCUCAUUUGGUAAAUGUGAUCGAGUACAUGUUGCGAGCAAAUAAGGACACUGAUGAGGAGGUUGCUCUUGAAGCUUGUGAAUUUUGGUCAGCAUAUUCUGAAGCUCAGCUACAGUCUGAUAGCUUAAGAGAUUUUUUGCCGCGUCUGAUUCCGGUUUUGCUUUCAAACAUGGUCUACACCGAGGAUGAUGAGUCACUUGUUGACGCUGAUGAGGACGAGUCAUUUCCAGACAGAGACCAGGAUCUGAAGCCACGUUUCCAUGCAUCACGAUUUCAUGGUGGAGAUAACGAGGAAAAUGAUGAUGAUGACAUUGUUAACAUUUGGAAUUUGAGGAAAUGCAGUGCAGCUGCUCUUGAUGUCCUCUCAAAUGUGUAUGCUGAGGCAAUUCUUCCAACACUGAUGCCUUUGAUUCAGGCAAAGCUAGCCACCACUGAUGAUGUGACCUGGAAGGAGAGAGAAGCUGCUGUGUUAGCUUUAGGUGCAAUAGCAGAGGGUUGCUUUGCUGGUCUUUACCCUCAUCUGUCAGAGGUUGUUCAAUUUCUCAUCCCUCUGCUAGACGAUAAAUUUCCUCUCAUAAGGAGUAUUACAUGCUGGACACUCUCUCGAUUUAGCAAAUUUAUUGUGGAGGGUAUUGAACAUCAAAAGGGUCAUGAACAAUUUGACAAAGUUCUUAUGGGUCUUUUAAGAAGAAUAUUAGACCCAAACAAACGGGUGCAGGAGGCCGCUUGUUCAGCUUUUGCGACACUUGAAGAGGAGGCUGCCGAAGCAUUGGUGCCUCGCUUGGAAAUCAUUUUGCAGCACCUCCUUUGUGCAUUCGGGAAAUAUCAGAAACGAAACCUCCGAAUUGUCUAUGAUGCUAUUGGCACUCUAGCCGAUGCUGUUGGAGGGGAGCUAAAUCAGCCCCAGUAUCUUAAUAUUCUGAUGCCUCCACUGAUUGCUAAGUGGGAGCAACUUCCAAAUUCAGACAAAGACCUUUUUCCAUUGCUUGAGUGCUUUACAUCUAUAGCACAGGCAUUGGGACCUGGAUUUUAUCAGUUUGCGGAACCUGUGUUUAAGAGAUGCCUAAAUCUUAUUCAGACUCAACUAUUGGCAAAGGUAGAUCCUUCGUCAGCUGGAGUCCAAUAUGAUAGAGAAUUCAUUGUUUGCUCUUUGGACUUGCUCUCGGGAAUUGCAGAAGGUCUUGGUAGUGGGGUAGAGAAUUUGGUUGCACAUAGUAAUUUGAGGGACCUACUUUUGCAAUGUUGCACGGAUGAUACUCUAGACAUUAGGCAAAGUGCCCUCGCACUUCUUGGAGACCUUGCUAGAGUAUGCCCUGUUCAUUUGCAUCCCCGUCUAUCCGAAUUCCUCAACAUUGCUGCCCAACAACUUAGUAAUCCUGCACUUCAGGAGACUGUUGCAGUGGCAAAUAAUGCAUGUUGGGCUAUUGGGGAGUUAGCAGUUAAGGUCCGUCAAGAAGUUUCUCCUAUUGUGAUGACAGUUAUGUCGUGCCUGGUGCCAAUACUUCAACAUGCAGAGGGAAUUAACAAGUCAUUGAUUGAAAACUGUGCAAUCACUCUAGGGAGGCUUGCCUGGGUGUCUCCAGAUAUUGUAUCCCCACAUAUGGGGCAUUUCAUGCAAUCCUGGUGUACCGCUUUAUCAAUGAUACGCGACGAUGUUGAGAAAGAGGAAGCCUUCCGAGGUCUAUGCGCUAUGGUCAGAGCAAAUCCAUCAGGGGCUUUGAGUUCUCUUGUUCACAUGUGCAUAGCUAUUGCAAGUUGGCAUGAAAUAAGAAGUGAGGAUCUGCGUAAUGAAGUUUGUCAGGUGUUGAACGGGUACAAACAGAUGCUUCAGAAUGGAGCAUGGGAUCAGUGCAUGUCUAGUUUGGAACCUCCAGUGAAAGAUAGGUUGGCAAAGUAUCAAGUUUGAUUCGCUCUAUCAAAAACGGUUUGCUGUUGACAGUAGAGUACUCACGUUUAUAUUCUUUUCAUUUUUUUUUCCUCGUACGAUUUUGGUUAUUUUGGUAUUAUGUUAUAGUAACGAAUUGUUGUAUUGAUGAAUGAUGAACAGUACAUAUUUUUUCGGUACUGAAUAUAACAGAACAUAAAUGUGUAUAGAAGUUAACAUCCCAAA